This is a messenger RNA of Aureobasidium pullulans EXF-150, 1410 nucleotides long. RefSeq lists its product as uncharacterized. The transcript has a single exon. The record is from RefSeq and is a predicted model, not a curated record. NCBI's taxonomy places the organism in Eukaryota, Fungi, Ascomycota, Dothideomycetes, Dothideales, Saccotheciaceae. Bases 4 to 1356 code for a protein of 450 amino acids.
ACCAUGCAACAAGCAGUGCUCAAGCCUGAUGUUCCAGUGACAGCGUUUCAAUUCAUCAAGGAUACUACAGCAGAUGUUGUCAAACACAAGCGUAUUGCUGGAUCUUCAAAAGCCGCGAAUGCCUCAGGUCAUGUCACUCCACCAAAAACAAUCGCCGACGUUGAUGAGUGGGACGACGGAGGACUGAAUGAUGACGACUUCAUCCGUGCUGAGCCCAAGGAGGACGACUUCAUGGAUGUCGACGCUCUUGACCAAACGAUAUCUGCUCCACCGAAUGUUGGGAAGACCAAGAGCAGGAACAUCACUGUGAACACUGCUCAAGCUCCACAAGAACAAAGACUGGAGAAUGGUAACUUUGCCUGUGCCCACGCAUGCAAGGACAAGAAAGCAUGCAAACAUCGAUGUUGCAAGGUCGGGAUGGAGAAAAAGCCACGGCCAAAACCUCCAAAGCCCAAAGACAGCGAGACUCGAUCCAUUGCAAGCAAAAGCAACAAUACGUCCGAGUCAUCGAUGAAGAUGCAGACUAAAUUGGACCUUCCUAUCAGGAAGAAAGGAGGUGAGGCUGUCGAACACCUUGAUCUGUCCCAAACGAAGGAGUCCCGAAAGACCAGGGUGCCUGUCGCGGCCUCGAGGCUAGCGAGUCUACAUGACAAGACUACAAGGUCCAGCGAGAUACCCAUUUUAGGAACGGCUCCUGCUAUUUGUACGACUCCAGUCUCCGGAGGAUACACAAGACCAAGAUUCAUCCGGACUCUUAGUCCUAUGGAUCCCAUUGACGAAAUCUUCGACGAGCCAGAACUUAUUGAGCCCUUCGAGACGCAUGAAGAUCACAACGAAGAACUACUCACAGACGACGAAGAAUACCUUGACAGAGACGAGGAAAUGCUAGAUGCGGCUUUGGUAGGCUUGGAAGAUUCACAAAGUCUUCAAAACUCGGAUGAAGUCGUGGAACCUACGGAGAGACAGGAAAGCCAAGGUAUGCUGGACUCUCAGACAGACCAUCCCGAGGAAGAAGACGGCCAGCCAGAGCUGUUCAUGACGCCACAUCAGGCGAGAGUCAACGUCUUGCCAGAAGAGUUCGAAGAUGCAGUAGCGAUGUUCAGCCAGAGCAGCGACGACAGCUAUGCAGCGUCGCUGGACACGAGUGUUGUGAAACGCAAACGCGAUGAAGGCGUACCAUCAGCCUACUUUUCAGCAAAGAAAGUCAGAAUAGCCAGCCACGAAGCAGCACAGAGUCCUAAGGAGCAAGAAGAUGAGGUGAGUGGAGAAAGUGAGGAAAGAAAGAAGGAGCGAGAAGUGGAGGAGCUGCGAGCAUGGUUGGCCGCAGAGUUCGGAGACACGGUCGAGAUGGUUUGAUGUAACAAGGAGAGGUCAGAAAGCGAAGCAAGGGUUGCUCGGGUGCAAAGCACG